Molecule: messenger RNA, 1548 nt
Organism: Seriola aureovittata
Lineage: Eukaryota; Metazoa; Chordata; Actinopteri; Carangiformes; Carangidae
Product: olfactomedin-4-like
Exons: 7
Coding region: 78-1460 (460 amino acids)
Biological process (GO): signal transduction
Source: RefSeq, a predicted model, not a curated record
GUUGCUACAGUGAGAAGCAGUGAAAUUAAAACUGUGGUCAGGGACAGUUUCAUUUCAUCACUGCUCUUUGAUUCACGAUGAUGCUGUAUAUGAUUGUUCCACUGUGUGUUCUAUUCACUUUCACCCAACAGGCACCUUCACGUGAAGUUAAGUGUGUGUGUGAGUUGACUAAUUCUGAGAAGGCAUUCCCGCAUGGCAAACUCAGCACAGCAGAGGACAAUGCAUCAAAAUGUAACAGCAAGAUCACCCCCCAGAAGACUCGGGAGUUUGAGAGUCUUCUGUUGGGUUUGGAACUACGUCUGCCCCAAUUGCUAGAAGAUGUGUCAAUGCUAGAGAAGGAAGAUGACGGAGAGCUUUAUGGAGCUCUUAGCCUGCAGGUGAUAGAGAAUGAAAUGAUGGAUAUCAAACAACUCAUCGACAAGCUCAACAGCACCACGCAGGGACACCAGCAUCUCACCACUGACACCUCUAAACAGCUGGAAGACCUGAGAGCAGUAAUGCGGGAGCUGGAAAGGUUCGACACUAUGCAGGUGGUCAAGAGUGUACACGCCAACCGUCGUCUAAAGACAGAUCUUGACCAGUGCAAGAAUGGACACCCAACCAUCCAACCCACUGGGCCCCCACAGGGUAAUUGUCCACACGGACAUUUUCUGAACAUCACUGGGCCCAGGGUACACACAGCAGGAGAGUAUCCCGGCUCCUACAUGUAUGGAGCUUGGGGUCGGGAUCCCAAACCAGAGGCGAGUAAGGAGAACUGGUAUUGGCUGGUAUUGAUGACCUCCAGCAACAAAUACUCCAACUUCGUUCGUCUCUACUCCAGCCUGAGUUCUCUCAUUGUUGGGGUGAGCGUCCCAGGUAAUGUCCAGAUCCACUCCUCUAACCCAACCACCAAUACCAUCCAGGGUCCAAAUGUUGUUCUGUACGGAGAGGCCUUGUACUACAACUGUUACAACCAAGAUGCUGUUUGUCGGUUCAACCUCACCACUAAAACUGUUACCACCUUACAACUACCCAAAGGCACCAGAUUUAAUUCAAAGGGGAACUUCUGCCACCUUGAUGAAUGCUACCCAUACACUGACCUGGACCUGGCGACAGAUGAGUCCGGUGUGUGGGUGAUCUACACCACCACGCAGAACUUUGGCAACCUGGUGCUGUCCAAGGUGGAGGAGGGUGAACAGCUGACACUUGGCCAAACCUGGCACACCCAAGUAUACAAGCAGGGGGUGACCAACACCUUCAUGGCCUGUGGCGUGCUUUACGCAACACGGUACAUCAACAAAAACGUGGAGGAGAUCUUCUAUUCAUUUGACACUGUGACAGGUGUCGAAAAGUUCAACAUUGCCAUCUUCAUCCACAAGAUGUCUCCCAAUAUUCAUUCCCUGAACUACAGCCCUGUGGACCACAUGCUACAUGCCUACUGUGACUCCUACAUGGUCUCCUAUAAGGUUGUGUUUGGUUAAAUGGACAAUUCUGAAGAGGCAUUUUCUGUAAGCCUGUAUUCAAUUUAGAACCAAAUAAAGAGGGUGGUGUGAGGUUGUUUGCACUAUA